AACUUCUAUUCUAUAAAGCUUUCCCGUCCAACCACUUGUCACGUUUUACACAAAAUAAUCCAUAGUAAUUGCUUUGAUUCAUUCAUCAAUGGAAGUUCGAGGCCACCACCAUUUUCCGCCAUUACCACCAAUCUCCUACAACUUCUCCCAUCCACAACUCCACCUCCAUUUCCCCCCCUUUUUCAUGCUCCCAUUUCCAUCAUCCCCAAUCCGCCAUUGUCUUCCUUCUAAUCAAACAGCCCACAAACCUUAGAGGAAGCAGGUUUUCCACCACCUCCUUCCUCUUCCGCAAUGGCUUCCGCUUCCCUUCUCGUAAUUCUCCUCUUCGCCGUCCCCUGCUUAGUUGAAUCCAAGCUUUCUCUUGAUUAUUACCGGAAAACUUGCCCCGAUUUUGCUAAAAUCGUUCAUGAAACCGUCUCUAAGAAGCUUGUUACUAGCCCAACCACCCCCGCCGCCACCAUGCGUCUCUUCAUCAAUGAUUGUUUUGUUGGAGGCUGUGAUGGCUCUAUUCUCGUUGCCUCAAACGCCUUCAACCACGCCGAACGCGAUGCCGAAAUCAACCUCUCUCUUCCAGGAGACGCAUUCGAUGUCGUCGCUCGAUCGAAGGUCGCUUUAGAGCUUUCCUGCCCGGGGGUCGUCUCUUGCUCCGACGUAUUAGCACAAGCGACUCGCGAUCUCAUCGCGAUUACAGGCGGACCGUCGUACAAUGUUCAAUUAGGGCGAAAAGAUAGCUUGGUAUCGAAAUCUUCCGAAGUGGAAGGAAACAUUCCGAAGAUGAAUCAAACAAUUGACGAGAUGAUCAAACUAUUCACAGCGAAAGGAUUCACGAUUCAAGAAAUGGUAGCGUUAUUCGGCGGAAGAACAAUCGGCUUCUCAAAUUGCAAGGAGUUCGGCGACCGGAUCUUCAAGUUCAGUAAAACAACACCAACAGAUCCAGAGAUUCAUCCGAAGUUCGCAGAGGCUUUGAAGAAGAGUUGUGAAGGAUAUGAGAAGAAUCCAGGAAUGUCGGCAUACAGCGACGCCGUAACGCCGGGGAAAUUCGACAAUGUGUACUUCAAGAAUCUGUUGAGAGGAAUGGGAUUAUCGGCGUCGGAACAUGCGUUGGUGAAGGAUCCGAGGACGAGGAAAUUUGUGGAGAAGUACGCCGGAAAUCAAGCGUUGUUCUUCAAGGAUUUUAGUGGCGCCAUGGAGAAGUUGAGUGUUCGUGAAGUGAAAAUCGGUGGGAAAGGAGAAGUGAGGAGGAAAUGCGAUGUGUUCAAUUCAAUUCAAACUUGAAGUAGAAAGAAAAUAAACAAUUUUCCAAUUUGUAACGGCGUCGUUUUGGUACAUCAUAAAACAAUUAUUUUAUCCCCGUGAUUUUAAAGAACAAAAAUUUAUUA
Messenger RNA from Cucumis melo (muskmelon), 1379 nucleotides. RefSeq names its product peroxidase 41-like. Bases 292 to 1275 code for a protein of 327 amino acids. The record is from RefSeq and is a predicted model, not a curated record. Gene Ontology annotation, molecular function: peroxidase activity; heme binding. Gene Ontology annotation, biological process: hydrogen peroxide catabolic process; response to oxidative stress. NCBI's taxonomy places the organism in Eukaryota, Viridiplantae, Streptophyta, Magnoliopsida, Cucurbitales, Cucurbitaceae. The transcript has a single exon.